This is a messenger RNA of Hemisphaericaspora subhashii, 639 nucleotides long. RefSeq lists its product as uncharacterized. Gene Ontology annotation, molecular function: ER lumen protein retrieval receptor activity. The transcript has a single exon. The coding region runs from base 1 to 639 and encodes 212 amino acids. Lineage: Eukaryota; Fungi; Ascomycota; Pichiomycetes; Serinales; Debaryomycetaceae. Gene Ontology annotation, cellular component: membrane; cis-Golgi network; endoplasmic reticulum. Gene Ontology annotation, biological process: protein retention in ER lumen; endoplasmic reticulum to Golgi vesicle-mediated transport. The record is from RefSeq and is a predicted model, not a curated record.
AUGAAUAUCUUUCGUAUCCUUGGAGAUCUUUCUCAUUUGGCGAGUAUAUUCAUUUUAUUAUAUGCCAUUGAACAGAAUAGAUCAAUCAAUGGUUUAUCAUUAAAGACUCAAGUGAUGUAUGUACUUGUUUAUGUAACAAGAUAUCUAGAUUUAUUCACAAAAUUUUAUUCGUUUUAUAAUUCAGUAUUGAAAGUCUUCUUUAUUGCAUCAUCAAUAUAUACAGUUUAUGUCAUGACUUAUAAAUAUCAAAAAACAAUCAAGAAUGAUAUUGAUACUUUCCCAGUGAAAUAUUUAGUUGGAGCAUCAGCUGUUGCUGGAUUGAUAAUUACUCAUAAAUAUUCAAUUGGUGAAGUUGUAUGGUCUUUCAGUCUUUGGCUUGAGGCACUUGCUAUCUUACCUCAAUUAUUCAUAUUACAAAGAUUUGGUGAAGCUGAAAAUAUAACUACUCAUUAUAUUUUUGCAUUGGGGAUUUAUCGUGCUUUAUAUAUCCCAAAUUGGAUUUAUAGAUAUUUUGUGGAAGGCCAUUUUGAUUAUGUUUCUGUGUUGGCUGGUAUCCUUCAAACAGCAAUUUAUUCCGAUUUCUUUUAUAUUUAUUAUACAAAGGUUAUGAAAGGUAAGAAAUUUGAAUUGCCAGUUUAA